AUGAGACCUGGAUUAUUAAAAAAUUAUGGACCUACUUAAAUAUUCCCAGAUGGCAAGUAGCAAAGGGCCUAGUCACUGUAUGCCAUUACUAAUCAUUAUCUAAAAGCAUAAGUUAGUAAGAACGAUCAGAAAUCUAAAUCGGUGAAUACAUAUGGAGUUGAAUGUACAUUUGAAAAUACUAUCAUCAUUAGAGAGAGACUUUUAUGAUCAAUUGAGAUUGAAAGGAAAGACAAAUAAAAGGUAUUGACUUAUUGUAUUCUUUCAUGCAGUUAAAAUUAAAGUGCUCAUAAGCCGAUUUUCAAGCUAAAGGGUGAUAAUAUUAUUGCAAUAAAAUCAAAAGAUCGAGAAUUAUACCCUGCAGAUAUGCAAUGGAACAAUGCUCAAAUAGGUAGGAUACAAGGAGAGAUUAGUGGGAAGAUUGAUAAGAAUUAUGCUAAAGUAAAUAAUAGUAAAAAAUAAGAUAAGAAGAUACUUGGAGGGGUCAUCAAGUGUGAUUGAUUAUUCACAAAAUAAAAUGUAUGACUAAUUCAAUUCAUAUGCCAACAUAACCCAUCAAGAACGAUUUUCAAAGGAUUGCGACAUCAUGUUCCGAACUAGCAAUAAUGUUUAGCCUGGGAAUGUUCAAACGAAUAGAGGUAUAGUGAGGACUAAAUUUGAACCAGAUUGGAUUCAAAGAGGAAAAUACUGA
This is a messenger RNA of Paramecium octaurelia, 688 nucleotides long. The record is from the annotation of a GenBank genome assembly. Lineage: Eukaryota; Ciliophora; Oligohymenophorea; Peniculida; Parameciidae.